This is a messenger RNA of Dendrobium catenatum, 1068 nucleotides long. RefSeq lists its product as uncharacterized. Lineage: Eukaryota; Viridiplantae; Streptophyta; Magnoliopsida; Asparagales; Orchidaceae. The transcript has a single exon. The record is from RefSeq and is a predicted model, not a curated record. The coding region runs from base 1 to 1068 and encodes 355 amino acids.
AUGGGUGGAGAUUUUAAUGCGAUUUCCUGUUCUACAGAAAGAAUGGGUGGUUCUAGCCCUUCUCUUCGUUCUAUGGACGAUUUUAAUAACAUGAUUUCAACUUGUAAUUUGAUUGACAUUGGUUUUGUUGGUGAUAGUUUUACUUGGAAUAGGGGACAUUUGUGGCAAAGACUCGAUCGUGUGCUUUUUAAUGAUGCUUGGAUUAGUCUUUUUAAUGCCACUAAUGUUCAACAUCUUUCUAGGACUUUAUCGGAUCACUCUCCCUUAUUAAUUACUAUUAAGCGUUCCUCUUAUAAUGCUCCUCCUAAAUUUAGAUUUCAAAAUAUGUGCUUGCUUAAUAAUUCUUUUUUGAACACGGUUAAUAAUAAUUGGAUUGCUCCCCUUCAUCCUGAUAAUGGCGUGAGAGGUAUGGUGAGGUUUUGGUAUAAACUUAAAAGAUUAAAACAAGUUCUAAACUGGUGGAAUAGGAAUGUCUUUAAGAAUAUCUUCUCGAAUAUUCUUCAAGAUGAGAAUCUUGUUAAUUUAACUGAAUCCUCUUAUAGAUCUGAUCCCUCUGUGGUUAACUUAGACCUUCUUAAUAAAUGCAAAGUUGAUUUGAUUAAUUAUCAUAAUCAGGAAGAAGUGUAUUGGAAGCAAAAAGCGGCUGCGAAACAUUUGGGUGAGGGGGAUAGGAACACCAAGUACUUUCAUGCUAUUGUUAAUCGUAAACGUAUUAAAAAUUCCACCAUUAAAAUUCAAAAGAAGGAUGGUCUUUUUACUGACAAUAUUAUGGAGGUGAAAGAUUUAGCUAUUGAGCAUUUUCAAAAUUUGUUUAACAAGAACUUUUCUUCUAUCAUUGAUAUGGAGUUAUCUUUCAUUCAUAAUAUUGUUUCUGCUGAGGAUAAUAAUUUUCUUCCAUGUCCGCCAUCAUUGGAGGAAGUUAAGAAAGUUAUGAUGGAGAGGAAUAGUGACUCGGUGGCGGGUCCUGAUGGUUUUACCACUCUGUUUUUUCAAAAAGCUUGGAACAUUAUUGGUGGUGAUAUGUUUAAUGCGGUUUUGGAUUUUUUUGAUGGUUCUCCUAUGCCUUGA